GCUAUGGACGCGGCGCCGCCUCGCCCGGAGCCCGCACCUGCAGCCGGGAGCCCCCGAGCCGGGCGCGGGGUGCUGCGCCGCUAGUUUUGUAAUCAACCACAAAAGAUGAAAUCUUCCAUAACUGAGAUGCUUCACAGAGGGAGGAUGUUGUGGAUGAUUCUUCUGAGUACAAUUGCUCUAGGAUGGACUACCCCAAUUCCCCUGAUAGAGGACUCGGAGGAAGUAGAUGAGCCCUGCUUUGAUCCAUGCUACUGUGAAGUUAAAGAAAGCCUCUUUCAUAUACAUUGCGACAGUAAAGGAUUUACAAAUGUUAGUCAGAUUACUGAAUUCUGGUCAAGACCUUUUAAACUGUACCUACAGAGAAAUUCCAUGAGAAAAUUGUAUACCAACAGUUUUCUUCAUUUGAAUAAUGCUGUAUCCAUUAACCUUGGGAACAAUGCAUUACAGGAUAUUCAGACAGGAGCUUUCAACGGUCUUAAAAUUUUAAAGAGGCUAUACCUACAUGAGAACAAACUAGACAUCUUCAGAAAUGAUACCUUUCUUGGCUUGGAAAGUCUGGAAUACCUACAGGCAGAUUAUAAUGUCAUCAAACGUAUUGAAAGUGGUGCAUUUCGGAACCUGAGCAAAUUGAGGGUUCUGAUUUUAAAUGAUAAUCUCAUUCCCAUGCUUCCAACAAAUUUAUUUAAGGCUGUAUCCUUAACCCAUUUGGAUCUUCGUGGAAAUAGGUUAAAGGUUCUUUUUUAUAGAGGAAUGUUAGACCACAUUGGCAGAAGCCUAAUGGAGCUCCAGCUUGAAGAAAAUCCCUGGAACUGUACAUGUGAGAUUGUGCAAUUGAAGAGUUGGCUAGAACGGAUUCCUUACACAGCCCUGGUGGGAGACAUCACCUGCGAGACGCCUUUUCAUUUCCAUGGAAAAGACCUACGAGAAAUCAGGAAGACAGAGCUAUGUCCUUUGCUGUCUGAUUCUGAGGUGGAAGCCAGUUUGGGGAUUCCCCAUUUAUCAUCAAGCAAGGAGAAUGCAUGGCCAACUAAGCCUUCUUCAAUGUUGUCUUCUGUUCAUUUUACUGCUUCGUCUGUUGAAUAUAAGUCCUCAAAUAAACAACCCAAGCCCACUAAACAGCCCCGAACACCAAGACCACCUUCCACAUCCCAAGCUUUAUACCCUGGUCCCAACCAACCUCCCAUUGCUCCUUAUCAGACUAGACCACCUAUCCCCAUUAUAUGUCCUACUGGGUGUACCUGUAAUUUGCAUAUCAAUGACCUUGGCUUGACUGUCAACUGCAAAGAACGAGGAUUCAAUAACAUUUCUGAACUUCUUCCAAGGCCACUGAAUGCCAAGAAACUGUACCUUAGUAGCAAUCUGAUUCAAAAAAUAUAUCGUUCUGAUUUUUGGAAUUUCUCUUCCUUGGAUCUCUUACACUUGGGAAACAAUCGUAUUUCAUAUGUCCAAGAUGGAGCUUUCAUCAAUCUGCCCAACCUAAAGAGCCUCUUUCUCAAUGGUAAUGACAUUGAAAGACUGACACCAGGCAUGUUUCGGGGCCUACAGAGUUUGCACUACCUAUAUUUUGAGUUCAAUGUCAUCCGGGAAAUCCAGCCUGCAGCCUUCAGUCUUAUGCCGAACUUGAAGCUACUCUUCCUCAACAAUAACCUGUUGAGGACCUUGCCAACUGACGCCUUUGCAGGCACAUCUCUUGCCAGGCUCAACCUGAGAAAGAACUACUUCCUCUAUCUUCCUGUGACUGGUGUCCUUGAACACUUGAAUGCCAUUGUCCAGAUAGACCUGAAUGAGAAUCCUUGGGACUGUACGUGUGACUUAGUCCCCUUCAAACAAUGGAUUGAGACCAUCAGUUCAGUCAGUGUGGUGGGCGAUGUGCUCUGCAGAAGCCCUGAGAACCUCACCCACCGGGAUGUGCGCAGCGUUGAGCUGGAAGUUCUCUGCCCAGAGAUGCUGCACACUGUACCUGUUGGAGUAUCCCCAGCCCAGCCUGGAGAUUCUCAGCUUGCAGGGGGAACAACAAGUGCAUCACCUUAUGAAUUCUCCCCCCCUGGAGGCCCUGUGCCACUGUCUGUGCUGAUUCUUAGCCUACUGGUUCUAUUUUUUUCAGCAGUCUUUGUUGCUGCUGGACUCUUUGCUUACGUCCUCCGAAGGCGCCGAAAGAAACUGCCCUUUAGAAGCAAGAGGCAGGAAGGUGUGGAUCUUACUGGCAUCCAGAUGCAGUGCCAUCGGCUUUUUGAAGAUGGUGGAGGAGGUGGAGGUGGAGGUGGGGGUGGACUCCGACCAACGCUUUCCUCCCCCGACAAGGCCCCUCCUGUGGGUCGGGUGUAUGAGUACAUCCCCCACCCAGUUACCCAGAUGUGUAACAAUCCCAUCUACAAGCCCCGGGAGGAGGAAGAGGUGACUGUUGCCUCACUCCAGGAGACAGGGAGUGCAGAGCGUGGCGGUCCUGGGACACAACCACCAGGGAUAGGGGAGGUUCUCCUAGGCAGUGAGCAGUUCACGGAGACAGCCAAGGAGAACCACAGCAACUACCGGACCUUGCUCGAAAAGGAGAAGGAGUGGGCCCUGGCCGUGUCCAGCUCACAGCUAAACACUAUUGUGACAGUCAAUCACCAUCACUCUCACCCUCACCACCCAGUAGUUGGUGGGGUCCCAGGGGUUGUUCCAGGACCUGGCGGAGACUUGACUGGGUUCCGUCACCAUGAGAAGAAUGGUGGGGUGGUGCUGUUUCCUCCUGGGGGAGGCUGUAGUGGUGGUGGCAUACUACUAGACCGAGAGAGGCCACAGCCAGCCACAUGCACAGUAGGAUUUGUGGACUGUCUUUAUGGCACAGUGCCCAAGUUAAAGGAACUGCAUGUCCAUCCUCCUGGCAUGCAAUAUCCAGACUUACAGCAGGAUGCCAGGCUCAAAGAAACCCUUCUCUUCUCGGCUGGAAAGGGCUUCACAGACCACCAAACCCAAAAAAGUGAUUACCUCGAGUUAAGGGCCAAACGUCAAACCAAGCCGGAUUACCUCGAAGUCUUGGAGAAAACAACAUAUAGGUUCUAAUAGAAAAUGAAAAAAAAAAUCAGUGCUUUUUCCCCACCCCCAAACAAAAAAAGGAAAAAAGGAAAAAAAGGAACACAAUCCACUUUCCCCUUAUAUUUGUCCCCAAAACUCCACUCUCACAAACUUCCCUGCCCUGAACAGAACUCAAGACCGCAUGAUAACUAGAAAAUACAGAUGUAGGCUCUUCUCUCUCCAAUGUGAUUUGGAGGAAGGGCCAUACUCAGAUCAUUAAUCAAUGAAGUGCCUUCGCAGACUUUUGCCAGCAAAUGUUAUCAUUAUUUUUUAUACUGAAACUUGAGACUUUGACUGUGCCAUGUAUAAGGUAUAAUGGGGAUCAUUAUGUUGAUCCUAAUUAAGUAAAAGUCAAUGUGUCUUUAUUUUCGGUAAAUUAAUUAUUUUUAGUUGUAGUUUUGUUUGAUGGGGGUGGGAGGGAGAAAAUUGACAUUUGUGGCUUUCUUUCCUCUUCUCAUCAUGGCACAGAUACUGUACAUGUAUUAACAAUGCAGUUUGCUGCAUGCCUGGAAACUGCAAGAUGGGGAGGGAGGGGGCGGGUCUUGCUCGAAUGUUCUCACCCACUCUUUUGUCUUUCAGACCCAUGCAAAUCACCAAUCCCUGCACAGAGCUAAAUCCCUAUACCUGCAGCCUCUUCCUCCAGGUGCAGUACACACAGAAACAUACUUGCAGACACACACACCCCUCUCCCAUUUAACCCAGUCUAAUUAUUUCGGGUUUGAUCCAUUCAUUUUCUCACUAUAGCACCACCUUCUCUUUAUUAUUAUUAUUGUAUAGCUCACACAUUUCUCCUACUAUCCUAAGAAAAGUCACAUAGCAGUCUGUGCCCUUCUGAAGUGGAGGCCUGGUGAAUAACUAUCGGAAGCAAACAUCUAGGGAUGAGUACCCUCUGUGACACUUCAUCUUGUGAUGCCAAGAUUUUUGGAGAACAUCUUCACUUUCUUAUAUAUAUAUAUAAUAUUAAAAAACAUAAAAAGCAACUGGGUAUAUAUCACUAACAGCUUUGUAGGAAGCACUUUUAAUGUCUUCUCACACUCAAAGAUUCAAAAGAAAUGUGCAUAUAUUUAUUAUGUAAUUUCAGUGAUUAUAAAUUGUAAAGGUAAUGUUUAAUCAUUGUAUAGUGAUUAUGCGUCUGGUAUAGCUUUCCUAAUAAAAAGUUUUUGAAAAACAUAA
Molecule: messenger RNA, 4230 nt
Organism: Sorex fumeus (smoky shrew)
Lineage: Eukaryota; Metazoa; Chordata; Mammalia; Eulipotyphla; Soricidae
Gene: SLITRK3
Product: SLIT and NTRK like family member 3
Exons: 2
Coding region: 106-3045 (979 amino acids)
Biological process (GO): regulation of presynapse assembly; axonogenesis; positive regulation of synapse assembly
Cellular component (GO): GABA-ergic synapse; postsynaptic density membrane
Molecular function (GO): protein binding
Source: RefSeq, a predicted model, not a curated record